Molecule: messenger RNA, 4717 nt
Organism: Linum trigynum
Lineage: Eukaryota; Viridiplantae; Streptophyta; Magnoliopsida; Malpighiales; Linaceae
Source: the annotation of a GenBank genome assembly
CCGUCGAUUGUAAAUCGAUUUGAGAAUUUACCCUACACUGGCAAAGAUGGCGGCCACCCUGGUCUGGGCCGCGGACUCUGAUGAUGGUGGUGGUGGCCUUCGAGGGUUGGAGACGGAGACGGAUUAGGCACCGAGGAGGCGGCAGAUGCGGUCGAGUAUGUCGGAGGCUUCUGGAUUCUUUGUGGGGUGCUGGGUAGCGAUCAAUCGAGAAGAUCUGAUAUCAUCGUCGCUCAUUUUCCUCUUCCUUCUCCUCCUAUCCCCUCUGCAACCAUCCGCCGCUUACUCCUCAUCGUCGUCAUCAUCCUCCCCUAAUUGAUGUUCUUCCCGUCGCGGCUGACUCGGCUCACCGGCGUCAUCGUCCUCCCCCAUCGGCUUCUCCGUCGGGAUCGCCUCGGCGAGCUUUGGGAUCGAGCGGGAGUGAAGAAGGAGCAAGCAACCCUGCCAGGAGACCUUUUGUGUCCUCGAUCUAGGGAUUUUGUUUCCUCUCUGGUUCAGUUAAAUAUCAAGUGAAAAUGGAAGCUGGGGUUUCAUGCUUCCCUGUUCCGGCCACAUGCUGAAUAAUGGUUGGGUGGAUUGAGGUUUUGGAGAGGGAGAAUGGCGGCAAGUCAUCCGGGGAGAGGGAGAUGGGGAGACGAAGAGAACCGGAGUUCUGAGAAAGGUUGGUUGCGGCGGCCGGCGGUAGGGGUUAAAAAAUAGAAUUUUUAAUUUUAUUAUUUUAUAUUAAAAAUUUAAUUUAAAAAUAUUAUGUGUUAAUGAGCUGAUGUGGCAGCUGACGUGGUGUAUACGUGGCUGCCACAUAUGUGCCAUGUAAUCAACAAUCAACAUUUUAUGGUUGACUAUUUGGUCAACCGUUAUCUAUAUCAGUCAACGAAAUUGUCAGGACGUAAAUGACACACAACUAUCAUACGUCAGGACACAAAUGACACAUUCUUCGUAGUUCGGGUUUCCUAGUGGUAUUAUCCCUAAAAGAAAAUGUGGAGAGGUCCAAAACGGAGAGGAGUUAAAAAUGAAUUAUUAAAUUUUGCGUUUGGAAAUUGAAAAGAAAAGUAGAAUGGCGUAUGUCAUUGCCACUUAGAAAUAGAUGGGAGCAGUUGUGGGGAUUACUAUGGAUUAGUAUUCACCAUGAUUACUAAAGGCAAAUCGAGAAACGGAAAAAAUAUUUAUUAAUUUUCCUUUUUAAUAAAUUAUAUUUUAGGAAGUUACCAAAAUAUAUUAACUACAAUAUUCUCUCUCUUUCUCUCGCUUCCAGAAUCUUCAGUGAGAUCUCUCUUCCUUUUUUUCUCAAUCUUUUCCUUGUUUUCAUUCAGGCAAACUAAUAAAGCUGCAAUAAUAAAUCAAUACCAAUCCAUUAAAAAACCACUAGCAUUAUACAAAACACCAAUACCAUUGAGAAAUAAGAACACUACCAUUUCAGAAAACACCAAUACAAUUGCAAAUUUAACCAAUACCCAUACAUGCAAAUCAAUAUCAUUACAUGAUAAUCAAUAUCAAUGCGAAAAAACACUACCACUACAUUUCACAAAACAUCAAUACCCUUACAUAUAAUUAAUACCAAUGAAAAAAAAAACAAUAUCAAUGCAAAAAAACACUACCACUAUGAAAAAAAACUACCAAUGCGAAAAAACACUACUAACCUAUUCUCUAGUCGAAUUCUCCCAAUGACGGGGGGGGGGGGGGGGGGGGGGGGGGUGUUUUGCACCAGUGGUGGGAUGGGGUGGAGUGAGGAGGAGGGGGAGGAGAGACGGUGGUAGGAUGAUGAGUUGUAGUAGGGUUUGGGUAUAUAUAGAGUCAUCACGUGUGGUAUUUUUUUCAUUUCCAAAAUUAUCAUUAAUCUAAUCUUUACCGUUAAUUUUAAAUUAAACUGAACUAGAGAUAAUGAAUGGUGUAGAUUUUAGUAGCCACCGUGAUUACUUAAAAAAUGAGUAACCAUGCUAAUCUAUUUCGAAGAUAGAUUGAUAGAGAGAAAUGAAAUGAGAAGUUGUUCGUUGGCUUUGCACUGUAACUUUGUGGACGGUGCAGUACUUUUUCCCCAUCUUAUCUAGUCUUUAUAACUAAUGUUUUUUCAUUCUCUUUUUGUUUGCUAAAUAUUUUGAGGUUCUAAUUAUCAAAAAUUUUAGUUGUUAAGGUACUAAUUACAUAAUUUAUAUAUUUACAUUAAAAAAUUAGUUUAUAUUUUAUAUAUAAUAUUAGUAAAAUUUUAGUUUAUAUUUAUAUAUAAUAUAAAAUAAUAUAAUAUAAUAUAAUAUAAUUUUAACGCUCUAUCCACACUUUCAAUAUUGAAUUCCUCUAAAUCAAACGCUCUUACGCUCCCGCUCUACGAACUGGUUAGCUAAUUUAGAGUUAGGUUUGGUAACCCUGUAUUUUGCUCAUUUUUACAGUAAAACAUGGUUUCUCAAAUUUCUCAUACGAUAUCAUUAAUUUUGUAAAUCUCUUGGUUUACUUAGAUAUUGGAAACAAUCCACAAAAUACAUUACUCUACUAAACUACUCAUUUAGCAUAAUUAGUCUGACACGAAGUGACUUGAACAAAUAAUUUUAAUGGAGAAAAGAAGAACAAUGUAUCAUAAUAAAUGUGUUAACUACGUUGAAAAUUGAAUAUUGUUUAUAUAAAUACUGGCCAAUCUGAUAACUGAGGAGGAAAUAAAGAGGGAUGAUUAGUGAUCGAUGUUGCUAUCAGUUAUGAUGGUCAAAUAAACAUUUUUAUAAUCUUACAACCAAAACAACGGUUUACUAACGGUUUCAAAUAAUUCAAAUAACAUAAAUGUUAUUUCUACACGGCAAAUGGUAAGAUAGUAAUACUAAACGAUGUCAGACAUGUUUCAUGACUAUAAGUUCUUUCUUGUUAUGAAAACAUGUAACAAUAAGUUUUGGCAUAAUCUAUGUCUUGUUUAAAGAUCGAGACGAGACGAUGUCGAUCGAUGGCGUGAAGGAAUAUUACGGUGCCUCCAUCACCAAAGACCAAUAGUCGUGUUAUGUAUGCCCAUAAAAGAAAAAUUGUUUAAAAAGUAAUUGCUUUUUAGAAUAUUUUCUUUUCGAAAAAAAAGUGUCUUCUAAUUCGUUGCAUGUGUUUCUGGCAAUUUAGGAAAACACAAAAAUGGGAUUCUCUCAUUAAAGUUCUUGACAUAAAAGUAAUCAUCACAUUAUGGUUGUUGACAUAAAAGCACUAUGACCUUUUCUUCAACCUUUUUAACCCAACAUUACUUCUCCAUCCUUCUUCACUCCAAACAAAUCUAGAGACUUGCGGCUCUUAACCCAAGUUCAAGAGGUAGGUGGAAUGGCAAGCUGGGGGAUGUACUGCCCAAGUGGUUUGUUUGCUCCAAAACCGGUCACCCAAGUACCACCAUCGCUAUCAAUGGAUGAAAAGGACAUAACCGAUGACCUUUUGAAAGAGUACUUGAUUGAUAUUCCUGUCGAAGAGCUGAAUCAUCUGAUGCUUCAUGAGAACACAAACCAGAUGGAGAACUCUGAUUUGCUCAAUCGGAACACAAGCCAAACCGAGAACUCUGCUAAGCUACCAGAAGUUGAGCAUACUUAUGAAGAAGACAUACCUGCCAUACCCGACAAAGUUGAUGGAAAGCAUAUUGAUCAUGACACAGAUCAGGCAAAAAAUUCCUUUACCAUCCCAGAACAGGAGAAAAACAAUGCAGAAGAUGUAGCCACCGAUCAUGUUUCACCUAAACAGCAGAUUAAUCUAGACACAAAGGAUCCCACCAUCUUACCAGAAGUGGAGCGCAACUACAAAGAAGAUGUAGCCAUACUAUCCUUGAAAAUUAAAGAUUAUAUCAAGGCGGCCAAAAAAGCUUUUCAAAGGGAAAGCCAAAAGAAGAACAUUGGCGUUGCAAUUGAAGCAGAACCCAUCGCCUUUCGUUCACCAGAGGGAUCAUCUAAUGACGACAAGGCCUAUCCGUUGGAGAAAAAGAAAAAGAAACAACCUGCUAUAUCUUGUGGAAAAAAGCCAGUGCCAAUUUCUUCAGACAUUCCUGCAGAUAUUAUGGCUAAUCUGCACGGUCUCGAAAAGUGGAUGAUGAAUCGAGAGGAAAUGCGAGUGAUGAUGGAACAUAAGCAUCCAGUUCAACUGUCUAUGGCUAGAAGGCUCCAAGGCUGGACCAUGGAGCUUAAGCAGCGAGCGUCCAAUCUCAAUACAUUUGAUGCGUAUUAUUCCCACCAGGAUUUCAAUGUGACAUUUCGCUCUGUGACUGAAGUCAUUACCUUCGUGCUGUAUAAUUUUGUUCGUAAGCAAGUGAAGGAUGAGCCUCCAAGUAAGAGAAAGGCAUUGGUCAACUCUGCUGCUGAACCGAGUCGAAAGAAGAGGAAGAUCACGAGGGCAGAAGAAAUUGAAGUGCAAAAAUUCUGAGCUGAAGCAUUCAAGAAUCUGCAGAAAUGGGGGCGACUGUGAAGUGAUCGAUUCCGAUCAUUGAGUUGCUUGCUGCUGGGAAAUUUAGAACUUCUCUUUUAUAUGAGCAUAUAUAUUUCGAUAUUUCCGUAACAAUAAUGGAUCAGACAGAGAGUGUUGUUUGGUCAUGAACCUGAUCAUUUGCAGUUUGUUGGUUGUUUGAAUUGCAGUUAGAAGUUGAACUAUUAAGUAGUUGCAUUGACAUGUUCCGUUAGUUAAAUGGUUCAGAUACAGUUCUCUAUUUCGAGUUGUGUCAUCUCUUAUAUUCAGGAUUGGGGAUAGUUGUCGGUUUCGGUGUUAUUGCCAGUAAAAAAAUGGAACGGAA